UAGGACAUUUACUGUGUGGACUAUAGUGUGUGACCUUCCGGUGUGGUGCUCCGUGUUCCUGUUGGAGGGAGUCGCUCGCCAACAUGUUUCUAAUGAAGCUCUGUCCCGUUUCACCGAGCAGCCUGCUCUCACGGUGUGUUUUCCCUGUGCUCCCCCAGACAGUGGCCCCGGCCCGGUGCUCGGCCCCGGGGCUCGGCCAGGCUUCCCUGCUGCACACCCCCGGAGCUCAGUGGAACUCCAACAGGACGUCGGUGGUGCGCUUUGGCCGCCAGAAGUACGAGCGGCUGUACCCGGUGCUGCUGGUCCGACCUGAUGGAUCCACAGUCAACAUCAGAUACAAAGAACCCAGACGCAUCCUCAUGAUGCCCGUGGAUCUGUCCAGUCUGUCUGAAGAGGAGCGUCGAGCUCGGCAGAAAAAGAGGGAAGUGAAGAAGACGAAGAAACAGACAACCAUCCACUACGAAGACGACUUUGAAGCUGACAAAUACAGCCACUUCUGGAAGAAGAAGUAGUGACUUGUUUAUAUUGUGAAUAUAAACAAUUCAUAUUCUCUCUUCCGACCCUGCAUUCGUCCAUAUUCAGUAUAUUUUUUUAUAUUGGAAAAGAUCAAACGGUGGACACUGAAACUCAGACCAACGACACUGGCAGAGUACGGCAGGAUGAAGGCCAACGUGCUCUGCUGCUGGGUGCUGACUCUCCCUGACCUGUACCUGCUAAAGCUGGAACCAUUACCAUGCUGAGUUAAUACUUUGGUUUAAUAAAGCUGUGUAUGUGUGUGGUGAAUGUUUAAUAAAGCACACAAACCUGUUGUUGUUAAAGUGCUGUUGGGCUGCACAUGUCCUGGUUACUGAUGUGCUGCAGCAAGCAGCAGCCUGUCCCCUCUCUACUCUACGCUGAGUUAAAUAAAGCCUCCAGGCUCUGAGCAGAC
This is a messenger RNA of Perca flavescens (yellow perch), 928 nucleotides long. RefSeq names its product mitochondrial ribosomal protein L55 (gene mrpl55). The record is from RefSeq and is a predicted model, not a curated record. Gene Ontology annotation, cellular component: mitochondrial large ribosomal subunit. Gene Ontology annotation, molecular function: structural constituent of ribosome. The transcript is spliced from 3 exons. The coding region runs from base 84 to 512 and encodes 142 amino acids. Gene Ontology annotation, biological process: translation. Lineage: Eukaryota; Metazoa; Chordata; Actinopteri; Perciformes; Percidae.